Messenger RNA from Coregonus sp. 'balchen', 11603 nucleotides. The record is from the annotation of a GenBank genome assembly. NCBI's taxonomy places the organism in Eukaryota, Metazoa, Chordata, Actinopteri, Salmoniformes, Salmonidae.
AUCAGGCUGCCCUCUGGGGAGUCCAUGCGGGAGCGCUUCCCGGCCGACGCCCCUCUGCGCAGCGUGAUGGAACACAUCUCCGGGCGCCACCCCUCCCUGGCCUCCUUUUCCCUCCUCCAGGGGUUCCCACGGAAACGCUUUGGGGAGGCGGAGCUGGCCAAGUCCCUGCGAUCCCUGGGCCUCACACCCAACGCCGCCCUCUGCAUCCAGACCACACCCCCAGAGACACCCCAGGACCCGCCCAGCCCAGCUGCAUGCCUUUUAUUGGGCCAGGAGGAGGUGGUGGUUCCACCCCCUGCGCUUCCCCAGCCACAGCAGCCACAGAUACCAGAGCUGGAGGAGGAAGGGAUGGAGGAUCCCGCUCGGCCCCCACGUCUGCCUCACCAGCUGUGGGAAGAAGCAGUGGGCUACGCAGGCAUCCCUGGUGUUGGUCCCCAAAUGACCGGACCUUCUCACUCCUGGGGUAAGAUUCAUGUCUGGCAUAUGAAGACCUCAUUCACAAUGUAUUUGAUGUAUUUUCAAAUAUCAUAGUUAAUGACUUGUUGGUUAUUUUUCUACGUUCAGAAAUGUAUUUUCUUGGAGUAUAAAUGGUUAUACGGUGCCGUGUAACGCUGUAUAAUUGCCUUACUCACGCAGGCUAUUGCAUUAUGGACCCAUUAGUUUGAGCCAUCACUUUGUGAAGACACCAUAACACCAUUACAGGCACUGAGUUUCGUUCAGGCAUUCUCUGGGUCAGCUGAAUGUGAAUUGUUCGCUCCGGGGCGCAGUUUCUCCUAGGUACAGAUCAAGGAUCAGCUUCCUCUCCCCACAUUUAAAUUUUUACAUUUAUGUCAUUUAGCAGACGCUCUUAUCCAGAGCGACUUACAAAUUGGUGCAUUCACCUUAUAGCCAGUGGGAUAACCACUUUACAAUAUAUAUAUAUUUUUUUUGGGGGGGUGGGGUAAGGGGGGGGGUAGAAGGAUUACUUUAUCCUAUCCCAGAUAUUCCUUAAAGAGGUGGGGUUUCAAGUGUCUCCGGAAGGUGGUGAGUGACUCCGCUGUCCUGGCAUCAUGAGGGAGCUUGUUCGGUGCCAGAGCAGCGAACAGUUUUGACUGGGCUGAGCGGGAACUGUGCUUCCGCAGAGGUAGGGGGGCCAGCAGGCCAGAGGUGGAUGAACGCAAUGCCCUCGUUUGGGUGUAGGGACUGAUCAGAGCCUGAAGGUACGGAGGUGCCCUUCCCCUCACAGCUCUGUAGGCAAGCACCAUGGUCUUGUAGCAGAUGCGAGCUUCAACUGGAAGCCAGUGGAGUGUGCGGAGGAGCGGGGUGAUGUGAGAGAACUUGGGAAGGUUGAACACCAGACGGGCUGCAGCAUUCUGGAUGAGUUGUAGGGGUUUAAUGGCACAGGCAGGGAGCCCAGCCAACAGUGAGUUGCAGUAAUCCAGACGGGAGAUGACAAGUGCCUGGAUUAGGACCUGUGCCGCUUCCUGUGUAAGGCAGGGUCGAACUCUCCGAAUGUUGUAGAGCAUGAACCUACAGGAUCGGGUCACCGCCUUGAUGUUAGCGGAGAAUGACAGGGUGUUGUCCAGGGUCACGCCAAGGCUCUUUGCACUCUGGGAGGAGGACACAACGGAGUUGUCAACCGUGAUGGCGAGAUCAUGGAACGGGCAGUCCUUCCCAGGGAGGAAGAGCAGCUCCGUCUUGCCGAGGUUCAGCUUGAGGUGGUGAUCCGUCAUCCACACUGAUAUGUCUGCCAGACAUGCAGAGAUGCGAUUCGCCACCUGGUUAUCAGAAGGGGGAAAGGAGAAGAUUAGUUGUGUGUCGUCUGCGUAGCAAUGAUAGGAGAGGCCAUGUGAGGAUAUGACCGAGCCAAGUGACUUUGUGUAUAGCGAGAAUAGGAGAGGGCCUAGAACUGAGCCCUGGGGGACACCCGUGGUGAGAGCACGUGGUGCGGAGACAGAUUCUCGCCACGCCACUUGGUAGGAGCGACCUGUCAGGUAGGACGCAAUCCAGGAGUGAGCCGCACCGGAGAGGGUGGAGAGGAGGAUUUGAUGGUUCACAGUAUCAAAGGCAGCAGACAGGUCUAGUAGGACAAGAGCAGAGGAGAGAGAGUUAGCUUUAGCAGUGCGGAGAGACUCCGUGACACAGAGAAGAGCAGUCUCAGUUGAAUGACCAGUCUUGAAACCUGACUGGUUUGGAUCAAGAAGGUCAUUCUGAGAGAGACAGCAAGAGAUUUGGCUAAAGACGGCACGCUCAAGAGUUUUGGAGAGAAAAGAAAGAAGGGAUACUGGUCUGUAGUUGUUGACAUCGGAGGGAUCGAGUGUAGGUUUUUUGAGAAGGGGUGCAACUCUCGCUCUCUUGAAGACGGAAGGGACAUAGCCAGCGGUCAAGGAUGAGUUGAUGAGCGAGGUGAGGUAAGGGAGAAGGUCUCCGGAAAUGGUCUGGAGAAGAGAGGAGGGGAUAGGGUCAAGCGGGCAGGUUGUUGGGCGGCCGGCUGUCACAAGUCGCAAGAUUUCAUCUGGAGAAAGGGGAGAAAGAAGUCAAAGCAUAGGGUAGGGCAGUGUGAGCAGGACCAGCAGUGUCAUUUGACUUAACAAACGAGGAUCGGAUGUCCCCCAAUCCUAACCUUAACCGUUAGUGGGAACAAUGUGAAACUUACUCAAGAUCAGCGUCUAGGGGCAACUUCAUCCUACUCCAAAGUGUUCAUGCAGAGUUUUUCCCUGACAGGACGGGGCCAGAAGCUGAAUCCUGGUGAUGCUGAGGAGGCUGCCAGCUCAGACGAUGAAGAGAUGCCAGAGGGGGGUAGAGAGCCGCCCUUCCUCCUCAAUGGUACUACACCCUCUGUUUGGAAUUGUCUUUUAUCCUUCUUUCCUCCCUCCCUCUCCCCUCUUUCUCUCUGUGUCUCGCUGGUUUUUCCUCUGAACUCCUUGUUCUUUACAGUCCAAUAAAAAUGACCACUCUCCCUCUCUCUGUGUCAGUGGUUAGACAAAUGGCUUUGAACUUGAUGAGCACUGCAGCCCCAUUUGCAGUAGGAUUUAAUCUACUGCCCCUGGGAAUAUAUAUUUUUUACAGCAGGUUACUACAGAAGUAGUUGAAGUGAACCAGUGUGUGUAGAAAUCCGUUGAACUAACCUGCCAUGGCUGCGGUCCGGAUAGUUGAGCAAACUGGGCCAGUAAUGACGUUUGAUAUCUCCUCACUCGCCGUGAGAAAGCUGCUUUUAUUGGGAAAUAGCAGGUGAAUGCGCCCGACUUUCCCACUUAUGCAAGUUCGCACUGCACUCGUGCUAAAAUAACUCAGUCUUUCUGAGUAUUCAAGCUCUGAGGUACAGACAGUAAUCUGUGUGCUACACUUAGUGUGAAGCUCAUUGCCGGGGAUUCUUUUUACAGCCACAGAGGAAGCUAAAGCUGAAGAAGAUUAACAUUGUGAUUAGAGAGAAGAUGUUGAUGAGAGGCAUGUGAUAUGUCUCAGAGACAGGCAUUCAGAUUGUUAAAUAGCUUUGAUAUUUGUCUGAAAUACACUGUAUAUACAAAAGUAUGUGGACACCCCUUCAAAUUUGUGGAUUCGGCUAUUUCAGCCACAUCCGUUGCUGACAGGUGUAUAAAAUCGAGCACACAACCAUGCAUCUCCAUAGACACACAUAGGCAGUAAAAUGCCUGUAUUGAAGAGCUCAGUGACUUUCAACGUGGCAAGUGCUGUUAUUGUGAAGUGGAAACCUCUAGGAGCAGCAACAGCUCAGCCGCGAGGUGGUAGGCCACACGAGGUCACAGAACGGGACCGCCGAGUGCUGAAAAGUUUGGUGGAGGAGGAAUAAUGGUCUGAGGCUGUUUUUCAUGGUUCGGGCUAGGCCUCUUAGUUCCAGUGAAGGGAAAUCUUAACGCUAGACGAUUCUGUGCUUCCAACUUUGUGGCAAAGGUUUGGGGAAGGCCCUUUCCUGUUUCAGCAUGACAAUGCCCCGUGCACAAAGCGAGGUCCAUACAGAAAUGGUUUGUCGAGAUCGGUGUGGAAGAACUUGACUGGCCUUCACAGAGCCCUGACCUCAACUGAACACCUUUGGGAUAAAUUGGAACGCCGACUGCGAGCCAGGCCUGAUCACCCAACAUCAGUGCCUAACCUGACUAAUGCUCUUGUGGCUGAAUGGAAGCAAGUCCCCACAGCAAUGUUCCAACAUCUAGUGGAAAGCCUUCCCAGAAGAGCGGAGGCUGUUAUAGCAGCAACGGGGGGACCAACUCCAUAUUAAUACCCGUGAUUUUGGAAUGAGAUGUUUGACGAGCAGGUGUCCACACAUUUUUGGUCAUGUAGUGUAAUUCAAGAUGUAUGGCUUUUAGAAUUAAUACAGAUUCAAAUUGAGUAUCCUAAAGGCCUAACCUAUGGUUAACCCCAGCAGGUAUGCCCCGAUUACCCUUCUUCCCAGAGAACCGGCUGCGUGGAGGGCUGGAGCCCAGACACCACUGGCCAGACCAGGGCAACAGACUUAGGUGAGUGCCCAGCCUAAACUUAGCCUAUAUCAUGGCCAUGCUGUGCCCUCCACUUUAAAGCAAUGUCUUUUUUUGUAACGUAAUUUAAAUGUAAUUUAACAUUUGAUACUGUCCAUGAUCUAAAAAAUAUGUAGGAUUAUUCAAGUGUCAUUGAAAUGUAAUAGGUAGAAAUAGGUCUUUAGAAAGUGGAUUGUUUUUCAAUGUUGAGUUCUGAUCAGCACUGCAACGCCUUAUUAUAAACUUUAGUUUUAUAAUAAGGGUUGAGAGCUUCAGGUUGAGAGCUUCAAGUUCCUUGGUGUCCACAUCACCAACGAACUAUCAUGGUCCAAACACACCAAGACAGUCGUGAAGAGGGCACAACAAAGCCUAUUCCCCCUCAGGAGACUAAAAAGAUUUGGCAUGGGUCCUCAGAUCCUCAAAAAAUUCUACAGCUGCACCAUCGAGAGCAUCCUGACUGGUUGCAUCACCGCCUGGUAUGGCAACUGCUUGGCCUCUGACCGCAAGGCACUACAGAGGGUAGUGCGUACGGCCCAGUACAUCACUGGGGCAAAGCUCCCUGCCAUCCAGGACCUCUAUACCAGGCGGUGUCAGAGGAAGGCCCUCAAAAUUGUCAAAGACUCCAGUCACCCUAGUCAUAGACUGUUCUCUCUGCUACCGCACGGCAAGCGGUACCGGAGUGCCAAGUCUAGGUCCAAAAGACUUCUCAACAGCUUGUUGAACGUGUAGAAGUGUGACAGUGUGCUGAAGGUCAACCAUAAGAGGUGACUGGAUGUGUUGGCAUGCACACUUCAGACUUGGCAUGUAGCCUUGCUGGCAUGCAGCCUGAGGAGGGUCUCAAGACCUAAUCUUGCUCUGUAAAUACAUGAGUUUUGAAUGCAGCAGAGUUCUCCACAUUAUAGCCACCAGAGUGUGCACUUGCACACUCUCUGUCAUGGAUUUAAAGUAUUGGAUUGGUGUAAGCAUUGGAUUGGUGUAAGCAUUGGAUUGGUGUAAGUUUCCACCUUUGUUAAAUCCAUGGCGGGAAGUGUGCACAAGGGUGGAGAAUCUGGAAGCUUUUCUUAUGUUUAAUCAGUUGACUAGAUGUCAUACAAACGUGGUUGUUUCUCCCAGGGAGGGGGUGGCAGAGGACCCAGCAGUGGAGCCAGAGGAGGCUGCAGGUCGUGUGGUGCCGGGGGCAGCGGGCCAGGCUGCAGUAGAGCGCCUCCAGAGAGCUGCCCAGGACGACCCCCAGGCCACCCAGGGUCACCCAUCCCCCCCAAAGAAACCCUUCAGGACGCCCAGCGUCCCCUCCCUCUGUGUCAUGGCCACCCGGGCCACAGUCAACCUCAUGACAGGUCAGAGAACAACUUUAAUGUCCAACACUGUUAUUUGCAUUCAACAAAUUGUUGAAGGGGCCUCACUUCUUGCCAAGACAACGACCUAGCCAAACGACUGUUUCCCAACCAUCUCAGAAAUGUUCAGAAUUGUACAUACAAUGAUAUUGGUUGUGGUUUAUUGGAAUUGUGUAAAAAUUCAAGAUCACAGAAAAUAUUAAUGUCUGGAAAGCUGCAUAGAAAAUGCGUUUUCACCAAGCCCAACUUCUUUCCUCUUCUUUCUCUCCUUCGUUCCUCCUCUCUCAGCUCCCAGCAUGCAGUACAGCAGCAGUCUGUCGUGUCUGACCCCCGAGCUGGCCGAGCUCCUGCUCAGUCACAUGUCCCGCGAGAGGCUCCUUCGCCCGCGCACCCUGGAGCUCUUUUUCGGCUGCCCGAUGCAGAAGUUUGUCCUCAACUGCUACCCGUACUCCACCAACGAGCUGCUCCGGCAGCUACGGGCCUUCACUGCACUGAAGCACCUGAGCCUGGUCAACUCUCCUCUCAUCACAGGUAUACCUUUACCUUGACAGCAUUGGUACUCACUGAGUAUGCGUCCCAAAUGGCACCCUAUUCCAUAUAAAAUGCACUACUUUUGACCAGAGCCCUAUGGCAACACUAUUAUUAGUGCCAUUUGAAUGUCAAGUUAAGAAAUAAAGUUUUAAAAAAAAGAAAGGAAUACAGAUGCAUUGGUGAGCUAUCACUUUAAGCAUGUGACCGGUUAUCUUUGCAGCAUUGUGGCUAUGAUACUGAUGGUUGCUCUCGCUUUGUUUUCCCAUUGUCCAGACGCAGGCCUCUCUGUGCUGUGCAGCCUACUGAAACUGCAGCACCUGAACCUGGCCUCAUGUAGCAAGCUAACAGACUCCUGUCUGCAGCACAUCACAGGUGAGGCUCUUCUCUGGGUUGUAUUCACUAGGCACCAAACAAAAGAAAACUGACUGAAACAGGAAGGGUCUAUACCUGAACUUGUCCAAUAAGAAACGUUUGUUUUGGUUUUCUGUUGCAAAAGAUUUUACUAUGGUAUGCGGUAAUACAUUCGACCCUGGCUACAGCAUGGAACACCUGUGGAUGAAUUGGGUUUUUAAUGCUUGGUAAGCAGUUUGGUAAGCAGUCUUGUGAAUAUAGGUCAGGAGACCUUGAGAAAGAAAGCGAUAACUUUGUAAAGCUGAAAUUAUGUAAGACCCCCUAAUAACCAAGUAGCCUGCUAUGACUUCUUGCAAGAACACUAGGUCAAAGCCUUUUAAACUGAUUAAAGGUUAAAAAGUAUAUAUAUACACUCGGAGCAUAAUAUGGCAUGGGUGGCGUUUCAACUUGAUAAAAAUGAUUGAAUUCAUAAUUAUGAAUAAAUGUGUCAACCCUUUCACCAACUUGAAAGGAGGACAAAGAUAAAACAUAAUCUCACUCCGCACCCUUUGUGUCUUAAAGGAUUGAAGAGCCUGUCUUUCCUGUCACUGGACCAGACCAAAGUAAGCGAUGUAGGGAUGGUGCUGUACCUGCAGUCUGCUCCCUCGUCACUCACCCAGCUUAGUCUGAACCAGACCUCUGUCACAGAGUCCACACUGGCAGCGCUGCCCACCUGUGUGCCACAGCUACGACUGCUCAGCAUCAAACACACUAAGGUAGCUCUAUCACUCUUGCGCAUGCACGCACACACAAACACUACAACACACCCAACCACAAUAUCCUUGCACUGAGCCAGAAGUGCGUAGGGUCUGCUUUGACCCCUGACCACCUCAUCCUCCCUCGUAUGUCAGGUGAGUGACGUGUCGGCCCUGGCUGAGCUUUCCAGCCUGCAGACCCUCUACCUGGACGGCACAGGGGUGAGAGAGGGCUCUCUGGAGCACCUGGCCACCCACUCCACCCUCUCUGCCCUCAGCCUGGCGGGCAUCUCCGUUGCUGACGGCAACAACGUCCUCCAGAUCAUCUCAGGUGAGCUGCACAUGGUAUGUGUGUGACUGAGUGUGUGUACAGCAGGAGUAUUAGAGAGAGAGGGAGAGAGAGAGAGAGAGACUGAACAGAGAGAGACUGUGAACAGAGAGAGAGAGUGUGAACAGCAGGAGUAUUCAAAUCAGGGCCUCAAUGUCUGCAGUACUGCUGUUUGAUUGACUUAAUGAUUAGAGGGGAAGAUUACUGCAGAUGUGAAUGUUGUGUAUGACUCACAGUAUAUAGUUAAAUGUAUUUCCUAAAGUACUAUAUAUUUUUUCGCUCGUUCCUCCCAGGUCUCAGGCUGACCCAGCUUACCCUGCCUGGACGCCACUUGGUGACGGACGCUGGCCUGGCCUUCCUCUCCAGACUGUCCCUGCUGUCCGAGCUGGACCUGACUGACUACACAUACAUCACCGACCAGGGGGUCACCCAGCUGGCCACCAUGACCAGGUUAGCUCACUCUCUCAUAACAUUUUUUAUCAUCUCCUGGUGUCAAUAUAGAUACGUGUCAUGAUAGACUGGCACUCAGUGGUCACCAACUUUGGGUCCUUGGGGAGUUAUACAGUGAUUUCAACUAAUAAUUUAGGCUAACUGGUUGUGUUAGUGGUGACCUGGAACAAAAAUCUGCACACUAUUGCUUACAAGGACUAGAAUUGGUGAUCACUGCUCUAGUUGAUUCACCAGCGUCCUCUAGUGUUGACUUUGUGUGAAUGAAGAAAUGCUGGGCCGUAUUCAUUAGGGACCAAACAGAAGAAAACGGACUGAAACACAAGAGGGACUACCUGAACUACCUGUCCAAUAAGAAAUGCCUAUUUUUGUUUUCUGUUGCAAAACAUUUUGCUACGGUGAGCACUAAUAAAUACGACCCUGAUAGAAAUGUCCCUGUCUCCAGGCUGAAGAGGCUGUCUCUCAGUAACACCCAGGUGACGGACGUGGGGCUGCCCUCCCUGCGCAGUCUGCAGGAGCUCCUGGAGCUGUGUCUGGACCGCACGGCCGUCACCAGCCGAGGAGUGGCCGCCCUCGUCACCUGUCUGCCACACCUGCAGGUACGGAGCAUGCAUGGAAACCCAUAGACAACUAUUGUGUCAGUGGAUAGAACUCUGCAAAUAAGUUAUAGAGCAGCAAUGGCGCUAACAGAGCUCCGUUAUAAAACUGUGUUGAAGCCGCAUACUAUUAUUAGCAGUGGUAGCAUUGAUGUUGUGUCUUUAUGUUCCAGGUAUUAAGUUUGGCCAGUACUCAGGUGGGCGACACGGUCGUGCGGAGAGGUCUGGUCCACUGUGUUCAGCUGUUCAAGCUCAACCUCAGCCGUACACGCAUCACUGACCACGGUAAGAUCCCAUCAUACAGUUGAAUAAAGGGCCCAAAAUAGUCAACUGGACGGUCAUUGCAAAGAUAGGAUAUACAGUGCAUUCGGAAAGUAUUCAGACCCCUUCACUUUUUACACAUUUUGUUACAUUUCAGCCUUAUUCUAAAAUGUAAAAAAAAAUAUAAAAAAAACAUCCCCUCAUCAAUCUACACACAAUACCUCAUAAUGAAAAAGCAAAAACAGAUUUUUAGAAACUUUUGCAAAUUUAUAACAAAUAAAAAACAGAUAUCACAUUUAAUUAUUCAGACCCUUUACUCUGUACUUUGUUGAAACACCUUUGGCAGCGAUUGCAGCCUCAAGUCUUCUUGGGUAUGACGCUACACGCUUGGCACACCUGUAUUUGGAGAGUUUCUCCCAUUCUUCUCUGCAGAUCCUCUCCAGCUCUGUCAGAUUGGAUGGGGAGCGUCGCUGCACAGCUAUUUUCAGGUCUCUCCAGAGAUGUUAGAUCGGGUUCAAGUCCAGGCUCUGGCUGGGCCACUUAAGUACAUUCAGAGACUUGUCCCGAAGCCACUCCUGCGUUGUCUUGGCUGUGUGAUUAGGGUCGUUGUCCUGUUGGAAGGUGAACCUUCGCCCCAGUCUGAGGUCCUGACCUCUCUGGAGCAGGUUUUCAUCAAGGAUCUCUCUGUACUUUUGCACCCUUCAUCUUGGUCAUCCCCAAAGCCAACACCUCCUUUGGCCGCCAUUCCUUCCAGUUCUCUGCUGCCAAUGACUGGAACUAAUUGCAAAAAUCUCUGAAGCUGGAGACUCUUAUCUCCCUCACUAACUUUAAGCAUCAGUUGUCAGAGCACCUUACCGAUCACUGCACCUGUACACAGCCCAUCUGAAAUUAGCCCACCCAACUACCUCAUCCCUAUAUUGUUAUUUAUUUUGCUCUUUUGCACCCCAGUAUCUCUAUUUGCACAUCAUCUCUUGCACAUCUAUCAUUCCAGUGUUAAUACUAAUUGUAAUUAUUUUGCACUAUAGCCUAUUUAUUGCCUUACCUCCAUAACUUGCUACAUUUGCACACACUGUAUAUAUAUUUUCUGUUGUAUUUUUCGGACUUUGUUUUUUUACCCCAUAUGUAACUCUGUGUUGUUGUUUUUAUCGCACUGCUUUGCUUUAUCUUGGCCAGGUCGCAGUUGUAAAUGAGAACUUGUUCUCAACUGGCUUACCUGGUUAAAUAAAGGUGAAAAAAAAGAAAGAAAAAAAAGAAGAAAUCUUUCCCUCGAUCCUGACUAGUCUCUCAGUCCCUGCCGCUGAAAAACAUCCCCAGAGCAUGAUGCUGCCACCACCAUGCUUCACCGUAGUGAUGGUAUUGGCCAGGUGAUGAGCGCUGCCUGGUUUCCUCCAGACGUGACACUUGGCAUUCAGGUCAAAGAGUUAAAUCUUGUUUCUCAUGGUCCUUUAAGUGCCUUUUGGCAAACUCCAAGCGGGCUGUCAUGUGCUUUUUUACUGAGGAGUCGCUUCCGUCUGGCCACUCUACCAUAAAGGCCUGAUUGAUGGAGUGCUGCAGAGAUGGUUGUCCUUCUGAAAUGUUCUCCCAUCUAAACAGAGGAACUCUGCAGCUCUGUCAGAGUGACCAUCGGGUUCUUGGUCACCUCCCUGACCAAGGCCCUUCUCCCCCGAUUGCUCAGUUUGGCCGGGCGGCCAGCUCGAGGAAGAGUCUUGGUGGUUCUAAACUUCUUCCAUUUAAGAAUGAUGGAGGCCACUGGGUUCUUGGAGACAUUCAAUGCUGCAGAAAUGUUUUGGGACCCUUCCCCAGAUUUGUGUCUCGACACAAUCCUGUCUCGUAGCUCUAUGGACAAUUCCUUCGACCUCAUGGCUUGGUUUUUGCUCUGACAUGCACUGUCAACUAUGGGACCUUAUAUAUAUAUAUAUAUAUAUAUACAUACAGGUGUGUGCCUUUCCAAAUCAUGUCCAAUCAAUUGAAUUUACCACAGGUGGACUCCAAUCAAGUUGAAGAAACAUCUCAAGGAUGAUCAAUGGAAACAGGAUGCACCUGAGCUCAAUUUCGAGUCUCAUAGCAAAGGGUCUGAAUACUUAUGUAAAUAAGGUAUCUGUUUUUUAUUUGUAAUACAUUUGCUAACAUUUCUAAAAACCUGUUUUUGUUUUGUCAUUAUGGGGUAUUGUUUGUAGAUUGAGGAUUUGUAUUUAUUUAAUCCAUUUUAGAAUAAGGCUGUAACGUAACAAAAUGUGGGAAAAGUGAAGGGGUCUGAAUACUUUCCAAAUGCUGUAAGCUCUCUAAUACAUAUCUAUAGGUCCCACUCAUUAUCCUCCAACACUCACAUUGAAUCCUAGUAUUUAGAGGUGAAAACCUAAUAUACCUUCUUUUUGUGUCCGUUUCCCUCAGGACUGAAGUUCCUGAAGCGCAUGCGUCUGAGCCAGGUGAAUCUGGACGGCUCGGGCGUGACCCUGUCAGGCAUCUCCAACCUGAUCGCCUCCUGUCCCCACAUCACCAGCAUCCGGGCCAGCAACCCGCGAGCCAUCCCCCCUGACCAGGUCUCCGACGACAACGACGGUGACAAUCAGUAG